CAUUUCGUCUGUCAAUCGCUACAGUCGUGGGCCUUGCUGUCGUCGUUCCUCAAACGAAGUCACCGGAAGCACUACUGAUUCUAAACUCUCUCUCCCACUCCUAAUUACUGUUUCCAUCAGUGGGUUUUCCUUCGAUCGUGCGACUGGUGAUCGAGCACAGACAGAAGCUCUACCAAGAUGUCAGCGCUUUUCAAUUUUCAGUCAUUCUUGACUGUGGUGCUGUUGGUUAUUUGCACAUGCACUUACGUCAAGAUUCAGGCUCCUAAGAUUAUGGAUCAGAAAACUGGGUUUCGAGGCUUCUUCUGGAAAGCAGCCCGCAUAGGGGAGCGAUUGAGUCCGUGGGUUGGAGGUUGCUGCUUCCUGAUGGGAUUCACUGUCCUUUUCUUCUAAGUUGUGCACUGAACCACAACGUCAUUUGUUUCACCCAUAUACAAGACGUGCAAUCUAGCCGUCCUUGCUGAGUUCAUUACAGGGACAGUCUUUCUCAGCAGUCCAGCUCCAUGUGGCAUUUUUUGUAAGCUCUUGGAACUCCCUUUCCUGUAAGUUGUCUCUACUCUGGUUGGCACACUACAAUCGAAGCAUCUCCUUAUGGCAGCGCUUUCUCAGUUGUGUAUACUUGGGGUGACCAGCAGUCUCAUUGUUUAUUCCUCUAUGACAGUGAAAGUUGGAAUCUGGCUCUCACGCAGAGUCAUGUUCUAUUACUUCAAGAUUGCUCACUGUUCAGUAAUGGCUGUACCAGUUAUCUCCUUGAGGAAUAUGUAUUUAUAUAUAUAUGACCGGAAGAUGUGGGUUUUGUA
Messenger RNA from Physcomitrium patens, 797 nucleotides. RefSeq lists its product as uncharacterized. The record is from RefSeq and is a predicted model, not a curated record. Lineage: Eukaryota; Viridiplantae; Streptophyta; Bryopsida; Funariales; Funariaceae.